Molecule: messenger RNA, 3654 nt
Organism: Musa acuminata AAA Group (dessert banana)
Lineage: Eukaryota; Viridiplantae; Streptophyta; Magnoliopsida; Zingiberales; Musaceae
Product: LRR receptor-like serine/threonine-protein kinase RGI2
Exons: 2
Coding region: 196-3471 (1091 amino acids)
Biological process (GO): protein phosphorylation
Molecular function (GO): ATP binding; protein kinase activity; protein binding
Source: RefSeq, a predicted model, not a curated record
UUCAUGUGCUUCCUUCAUCUCGGUUCUUCCCACCAGAGAUUUCUGAGGACCAUAGAAAGACAUGGACCACAAUAUCAAGAAUGAAUUCUUCACUGUUGAGAUUGCUCUUCACCACCAUGUCCAAUAACUCUGGUUCCGACCUAUAAAUGCUUGAGCAGUAGCUGAAGCAGGAGGGAGAGACUGCUUUGUUUCAGUAUGCCGACUGCAAUUUUCCGGGCCAUCUCAUUCUUAUCGGUGGCGCUCCUGCUUCUUCCUGUUUCUGGCCUGAACCAUGAAGGCACCGCCCUCCUCGCGUGGCUGUCGUCCUUCAACUCUUCUCUCUCCUCCGCUCUGUUUUCCUCGUGGGAUCCAACCCACAGCAAUCCAUGCAGAUGGGCUUUCGUUUCUUGCUCCAGCAGCGGUCUGGUUUCAGAGAUUUGCAUCAGAUCCAUCAGCCUCCACACCACCUUUCCCUCCCAGAUUCUUUCCUUCAGGUCCCUCGCCAAUCUCGUCCUGUAUGACACAAACAUCACCGGAGAGAUCCCACGGAUGAUUGCUAAUCUGACUUCUCUGCUCACGCUGGACCUCAGAUUCAAUGCCCUCAGCGGGAAGAUCCCACCGGGGAUGGGAAACCUUUCGUCGUUGCGGUCUCUCUACCUCAGUUCCAACUCACUGAAGGGUCCGAUACCGCGGGAGAUCUGCAACUGCUCGGAGCUCAGAGUGCUCGAGCUUGUCGACAACCAGCUCACCGGGACGAUUCCAGCAGAGAUCGGACGGCUUUCUUCUCUGGAAAUCUUCCGUGCAGGAGGAAACUCCGGUAUAUCCGGAGAGAUCCCACCGAGCAUUUCGAACUGCAAAGGACUAGUUCUUCUGGGACUCGCAGACACCGCAGUCUCUGGCCGCAUUCCAUCCGGCAUCGGGGAAUUGAGAAAUCUAAGAACUCUCUCUAUAUAUACCUCCAAUCUGUCAGGAUCCAUACCACCAGAAAUAGCCAACUGUUCGGCCAUGGAGUAUCUGUUCCUCUACGAGAACCAGCUUAGCCAGGGGAUUCCAUCCGAGUUGGGCCUGCUGAAGAAUCUCAAAGUGAUCUUGCUUUGGAAGAACAAAUUCACUGGUGAUGUGCCGGAAUCAAUCGGCAACUGCACUGGUUUGACGGUCAUGGAUCUGUCCUUGAAUUAUCUGACGGGUGAAGUUCCAAGCUCGUUCGCCAAGCUGAUGUCUCUGGAGGUGUUUCUGCUGUCUUACAACAACAUCUCAGGAAGAAUCCCAGGUUUCGUGGGGAACCUUUCGAGACUGUCACAGUUAGAGCUAGAUAAUAACAGGUUCUCCGGUGAAUUGCCAACAGGAAUCGGACAGCUGAAAGAGCUGACUCAGUUCUUCGCAUGGCAGAAUCAGCUCCAUGGAAAUGUACCUUCCGAACUAGGUGGCUGUGGAAAGCUCGAAUCUUUGGAUCUUUCCUACAACUUCCUCACCGGUUUCCUGCCGGUUUCUCUGUUCAGGAUCAAGAGCUUGACGGAGCUCAUGCUCAUCUCUAACGGCUUCUUCGGUGAUCUACCUCCGGAUAUCGGAAACUGCACCAAAUUGGUCCGGCUGAGGCUCGGAUUCAACAGGUUCUCAGGCAGAAUGCCAGCGGAAAUCGGGCACCUGCGCAAUCUGAGCUUCCUCGAACUGUCCGAGAAUAUGAUCUCCGGUGAGAUACCGUCCGAGCUCGGAAACUGCACUCGACUCGAAAUGAUCGAUCUGCAUGAGAAUCGGAUUCAAGGUACCAUCCCUUCCUCGCUCGAGCACCUUCAGCAGCUUAAUGUGAUCGAUUUGUCGAGGAACAGGAUCGCCGGACCGGUUCCUGAGGUGCUGGGUAAGCUCAGAACUCUGAGCAAGCUCAUGCUGGGUGGGAACUACCUAAGUGGUUCGAUCCCGAAGACCUUGGGCCUUUGCGGGGACUUGGAGUUCCUCGACAUGAGCAGCAACAGGAUCGCCGGUCCGAUCCCGGAGGAGAUCGGUUACCUGCAAGGGUUAGAUAUAGUGCUCAACCUGAGCUGGAACUAUCUCUCCGGUCCUCUUCCUCGAGGACUCUCGAAUCUGUCGAAGCUGACCAGCCUCGAUGUCUCGCACAACAUGCUGACGGGAUCGUUGGAUGUGCUCGGCGGGCUCGACAACCUCGUAUUUCUCGAUGUCUCUUACAACAAUUUCUCGGGGUAUCUCCCUGAAACGACGUUCUUCCGGCAGCUGCCGGCUGCUUCCUUCGCCGGCAACCAGCAGCUGUGUGCCAACCGAAGUGACUGCCUCCUGCAGCUCAAGACGAGAAGCAAUCCUUCAAGACGAGCCAUCCUGAGCUGUGGGAUUGCACUAACAGUUGGCCUGGCAAUAAUGAUAGUUUGGCUACUGAUGUGGACUCGCAAACUAGCCGAGAGGAGAAGGAAGGAAGGCCAUGGAGACUGGCAAUGGGACUUCACAGUCUUCCAAAAGGUGUCUUUCUCGGUCGAUGACGUAGUGCAGGGGCUGUCGGAGACUAACGUCAUCGGAAGAGGUUCUUCAGGAGUAGUCUACAGAGUUGAGACCGGAGCUGGCCUCACCAUCGCCGUGAAGAAGCUGCGGGCGGAGAAGAAGAACGAGCAGCUUCAGGAGAGGGAUUGUUUCACCACCGAGGUGAAGAUUCAUGGCUCCAUCAAGCACAAGAACAUAGUGAGGCUUCUGGGUUGCUGCGUGAACAGACACGACGACACUCGCCUGCUCAUAUUCGAUCAUAUCAGCAACGGGAGUUUGGACGAUUUGCUUCACGGAAGCACUAAGAUGACGGUGGCGUGGGAGUCGAGGUACAAGAUCGCACUCGGUGCAGCUCAGGGCUUGGCUUACCUCCACCACGACUGCAAUCCUCCCAUCAUUCACCGCGACAUCAAAGCUCGGAAUAUCUUAGUCGGCCUCGAAUUCGAACCCUAUCUUGCGGAUUUCGGACUCGCGAAGCCUGUCGAUCGUUCCGGGAGGACGAUGCCCUGCGGCGUCGUCGCUGGCUCUUACGGCUACAUCGCUCCGGAGUACAGCUACAGCCCAAGGAUCACCGAGAAGAGCGACGUGUAUAGCUACGGCGUUGUUCUCCUGGAGAUCUUAACCGGCCUGCAACCGAGCGAUGCGAGGAUCCAGGGAGCGCAUAUCGUGGACUGGGUGCGGAGAGAACUCAGGGCAGCUAAUUCUCCGGCGGCCGCCGUCCUGGACGGAAGUUUGAGGAAUCAAACGGACGUGGAGGUGCAGGAGAUGGUCCAGGUGCUCGGCGUGGCGCUGCUGUGCGUGAAUCCGGCGCCAGAGGAGCGGCCUUCCAUGAGGGACGUCGCAGCUUUGCUCAGGGAGAUCAGAAUAGUGAGCCGACAUCUGCAGGGAGCCGGUGAUCACCCGGAGAAAGGCUUUGAAAACUGUGCCAAUGCCGCAGCAUGCAGUAGCUUCUCCCGAGCCUCAGUGCCCAUGAUAAGCUCAUCAUCUUCGACGUCAUCUUCCCUGUAGUCGUGGAUCACGGGUGGCUUCAUUCAACUGCAUCAUCUCAAGAUGUUUCAUGAACUUGGCUUUGUAAUUUAUUGAUUCUUUUUCUCGUGGUUUUAUUUUUUGGUAAUCCGUGCUAAAGAUCUCGUAACAUUAAGCCACCGGAUCAUGCAAUUUGAGUUCAAGUCUUCCAAAUUUGCCACUUUA